GGCGGGCGGGCGGCGCUCCGUGCCCGCGCGCCGGGCGCUCGGUGGCCGUUCCGUCCGCUCGGCGCGCGGCCCCGCCCCCGCGGUCACACCACCCGCCCGGCCGGCGCUGCGUCAGCCCGGCAAGAUGGAGACCGCCGAGGAAGAUAUAUGCAGAGUCUGUCGAUCGGAAGGAACUCCUGAGAAACCCCUCUAUCAUCCAUGUGUGUGUACUGGCAGUAUUAAAUUUAUUCAUCAGGAAUGCUUAGUUCAGUGGCUUAAACACAGCAGAAAAGAAUACUGUGAAUUAUGUAAGCACAGAUUUGCUUUCACACCAAUUUAUUCCCCAGAUAUGCCUUCACGGCUUCCAAUCCAGGACAUCUUUGCUGGACUGGUUACGAGUAUUGGCACAGCAAUACGAUACUGGUUUCAUUAUACACUUGUGGCCUUUGCAUGGUUGGGAGUAGUACCUCUUACUGCAUGUCGUAUCUACAAGUGCUUGUUUACUGGCUCUGUGAGCUCACUACUGACACUGCCAUUAGAUAUUCUGUCUACGGAGAACUUACUGGCUGACUGUUUGCAGGGCUGUUUUGUGGUGACGUGCACUCUGUGUGCGUUUAUCAGCCUUGUGUGGUUACGUGAACAGAUCGUCCAUGGAGGAGCACCACAGUGGUUGGAACAAAAUCAACAACAGCCACUCAAUGGUGUUGGUCAACAAAAUGAGGCUCAGGCUGCUGUAAAUGGAGGUGUUGAAAAUGCUGUGCUUGAUCAACCUGCUAACCCAGCUGCUGAGAAUGUAGUUGUAGGUGAGAACCCUGAAAUUCAAGAGGAACAAGUAGAUGAAGAAGAGGAAGAUAAUGAAGAUGAAGAGGAUGCUGUAGUAGAAGAUGCAGCAGAUGCAAACAAUGGAGCACAAGAUGACAUGAACUGGAAUGCUCUGGAAUGGGAUCGAGCAGCCGAAGAGCUUACUUGGGAGCGAAUGCUUGGACUUGAUGGAUCUCUAGUUUUCUUAGAACAUGUCUUUUGGGUUGUGUCUUUAAAUACGCUGUUCAUACUUGUAUUUGCAUUUUGUCCAUACCACAUUGGUCAUUUCUCCAUUGUUGGCCUGGGCUUUGAGGAAUAUGUCCAAGCAUCUCACUUUGAAGGCCUGAUUACAACUAUAGUGGGAUAUGUUCUUCUAGCAGUGACUCUAAUUGUUUGUCAUGGUUUGGCAGCGCUUGUUAAGUUCCAGCGAUCACGUCGCUUACUAGGAGUUUGCUAUAUUGUUGUCAAGGUUUCCUUGUUAGUGGUGGUUGAAAUUGGUGUGUUUCCUCUCAUUUGUGGCUGGUGGUUGGAUAUAUGCUCCUUGGAGAUGUUUGAUGCCACUCUGAAAGACAGAGAAUUGAGCUUUCAGUCUGCCCCAGGCACCACAAUGUUUCUGCACUGGUUGGUUGGAAUGGUUUAUGUCUUCUAUUUUGCAUCCUUCAUCCUUUUGCUAAGAGAGGUAUUGAGACCUGGUGUCUUAUGGUUUCUCAGGAAUUUGAAUGAUCCAGACUUCAAUCCCGUGCAGGAAAUGAUUCACUUGCCCAUCUAUAGACAUCUCAGGAGGUUUAUCUUAUCAGUGAUUGUUUUUGGAUCAAUUGUACUGCUCAUGCUCUGGCUUCCUAUACGCAUUAUUAAGUAUCUCCUGCCUAAUUUUCUUCCAUAUAAUGUUAUGCUCUACAGUGAUGCUCCCGUAAGUGAACUUUCCCUAGAGCUGCUUUUGCUUCAGGUAGUGCUUCCAGCUUUGCUAGAACAAGGACAUACGAGACAGUGGUUGAAAGGUCUUGUACGAGCAUGGACUGUUACUGCUGGAUACUUGCUGGAUCUUCAUUCUUACCUACUUGGUGAUCAGGAAGAGAAUGAAAACAAUGCAAAUCAGCAACCUAACAACCAGCAUGCUCGCAAUAAUAAUGCCAUUCCAGUUGUGGGCGAAGGUCUCCAUGCAGCCCAUCAAGCCAUACUUCAACAAGGAGGACCUGUGGGUUUCCAGCCUUAUCGCAGGCCUUUAAAAUUCCCACUCAGGAUAUUUCUUUUGAUUGUUUUCAUGUGCAUAACGUUACUGAUUGCUAGUCUUAUCUGCCUUACCUUACCAGUGUUUGCCGGCCGAUGGUUAAUGUCAUUUUGGACGGGGACUGCCAAAAUCCAUGAGCUGUACACAGCUGCCUGUGGUCUUUAUGUCUGUUGGCUGACUAUCCGAGCAGUGACAGUGCUGGUUGCCUGGAUGCCACAGGGUCGUAGAGUCAUUUUCCAGAAGGUCAAAGAAUGGUCUCUCAUGAUAAUGAAGACAUUGAUAGUGGCUAUACUGCUUGCUGGUGUGGUUCCACUUUUGCUUGGUCUUCUGUUUGAACUGGUCAUCGUCGCGCCUCUGAGAGUUCCUUUGGAUCAAACACCUCUCUUCUACCCUUGGCAGGACUGGGCUCUUGGAGUUUUGCAUGCCAAAAUAAUUGCUGCCAUAACACUGAUGGGUCCCCAGUGGUGGCUGAAAACUGUUAUUGAACAGGUAUAUGCAAAUGGAAUUCGUAACAUUGACUUACACUUCAUCAUCCGUAAACUGGCUGCACCCGUCAUCUCCGUCCUCUUACUUUCCCUUUGUGUGCCGUACAUCAUAGCUUCUGGUGUUGUACCUUUGCUGGGAGUUACUGCUGAAAUGCAGAACCUUGUUCAGCGACGGAUUUAUCCUUUUCUGCUUAUGGUGGUGGUUUUGAUGGGAAUUCUGUCCUUCCAAGUCCGCCAGUUCAAGCGCCUUUAUGAACAUAUUAAAAAUGACAAGUACCUUGUCGGACAACGGCUUGUGAAUUACGAACGGAAGUCUGGUAAACCAGGCACAUCAACAGCACCACCUCAGUCUUCACAAGAAUAGAUGUCAUAUUAAACAUCUUGACCUUCCCUUUGCCUUUACAUGUCCUUUUUUCAUAGACUCUUCUUGUCUUUGGAUAUCUCUCCCAAUAAUACUCUCAGCAGUGUUUUGGCUUCUGUUGGUAGCAUCCAGAUAGCAGUUAAGGCUCUGUUUCUUAUCUGCAUUUUCUGAUGUUAUAAAUGCUGUCUGAGGUCUGUAUAUGUGUAUAUAGAAGUGUCCUGACACCCUAAAACCUUGGAUUAAAAAGAAUGUGCAUUGUACAUCUUUAAAAAGUAUAUUAAUUUAUUAAAUCUAGUUGUCACUUUAUUUUGGACUGCUGUUCUGUUGACAAUGUGCCACAAAGCAAUAGUGUGAAGAGGCAAGAUGUUUUUAUAAAAUUUGGAGCUUACUUUAUGGUGUUCAUAACAGUUCUUAUUGUAGUAAUACAGUAUGAUUUUUCAUGAGUGGAAAGGCCACAUAGAGAAUAUCAAAAGUAAAUAACUGUCUUACAGUCAGCAAUGAAGUUGCUGUGUUGAGAACAUAAUGAACUAUGUAUCUUACUGUCCAGUCUUUUUUAUUAUUUUGUAUAACACCAAAGCUGUUGUACAUUUUUCUAUUGCCUGAUUGUUUUUCAUGUGUCAGAGUUUGUAAUAUUGUACAGUUGCUGUUAAAUCAAGGAAAUACUUCCUCUUCUGAGAAUUCAGAUGUACUUGUUGAGGCUCAGCUGGAUUUUUUUAUUUGGUUGAAGGGGGUAGAUGGGUGUUGGCUUUGGGAUCAGGAUUUCAUUAAUUGAAACAGUAAAAAGUAAAAAUUUACUAAGGCUAGGUGAUGGAAGCAUUUAAAGGUACUAAGAAAAAUUAGAUAGGUUCACAACUUAAACUGUAGCAAAUUUCUUAUCAAGAUUAGAAUUUUUCAGGAUCUUAAGAAAAGGGAUGAACCUUAACUGAUGUGCUUGCACAGCACAAAGAGCAUAAUGUAAGAAACAUGCUGACCUGAUCCUUAGUUAAAGAGCUUGAAAUCUUUUUUCUGUAAGUUACCAAAGUUGAAAAUUGUAGUAUGAAUUUUAUAUUGCACAAUUACUUUUAAAAAAACCAACCCAACCAAAAAAAAAAUUCUCUCAGAAUUGGUCACUGUGAAUUUUUAUGGGAAUAAUACUGAGGAAGUGAUUUAUCAUGUACCAUUUAUGGCCUGAGGAGCAGGGAAAUACAUAUGCUAUUAAAUAGGCAAGGAAAAGUUAUCAGAUUUCUUUGCAAGAAUACAGUCAAACAAGAGCCACCAAAUCAAGUCUGUGUUAUUUCUAUAUGUAGAUAGAGUUCUUUUGCAGUAAUGUCUGGGGGUGGGGGUUAUGUAGAUAAAGAAAAUACAUAACAGUAUCACAAAGCUUUAAGUAGCAUCAAAUCACACGCUUAGAUUGCAGUAUCUUUCCUGGACCAAUGCAGAAAAUGUGAAUAUCCAUUGCAGUAAUGAGAAAAUUGAUGGAACAUUUAACUUGCUAUUCAGUACACUCUCCUUCAGUAUUCUGUACUUUACCGUGUGUAUAUAAUUAUUACUUGAGAAUCUGGCAGGUGCUUUUAAAGUGUCAUCUCCUUUUAUUGAUGUUGCAUCUCUGAUUUGACAUGGUAUGAGCUAAUGUGGUCCAGGAUGUCAUGGUGGUACUUCAUUCUCUUGGUGUCUGGACUCAUGUUCUAAGGCAGCAAGCACAAGCCAAAUACAUCUGAAUCUAGUGGCAGGAGGAUUGGGCUGUCACUCUCAGAUCCAUACUAUUUUACUAUUUUACAGAAUUACUGUUGUCCUGAUGGUUUUGAACCACAAAUACUACCCUUUGGAGUGAUUUAUUAGGAAAUUUCCAGUGAAAUGAAAUCAUAGAAAAAUAGCCAAAAUAUUUCUUUCAUUUACUGUUGAUGAUUUAAUGCUAAACUGAGUAUAUAUUCGCCCCAUAUAUUUUUGAUGUGCAUAAAUAUUGCAUUUGAUCAUUUACAGUGGUGUACAUUGUGGGACAGAUAUAUUUUCACAAUAAUAAAUUCACUGGUAACAUACAUUCUUACUUAUGCCAAGAUUCUGUUUUUGACAUACCUUUCCUAAACAGUUCCAAAAUGGUCUUGCCACUCAAAUAUUGCAAGCACUACUGUCCAUCAUGCGGAAUUUGCAGUAGUGUGGUAUUUGUAACUUUGUUUUUAUCCGGACAAACUGGUCUUAAUAUUAAAAUUUAUGAAGAACAAGCCUUUGUGCUGUUUCUUACUACUGGUAUUUUACAAGUCAUUAAAGAAAUAGCAAAUCAGGCCAGUCAUGCAAUGUGAACCGCAGCUGUUUUGAUGUAGCUUACAUUAUCUGUAUUUGCUUUUAUUUUAUGGAAAACUGAUUUCAAAUCCAACUGUUGUGCUGGUAUUUGCACUGCUUUCCAGAUUCCAGGUGAAGAUUGUUUCCAGAACUGUCCAUUGUGAACUUUCCAGAAAUCUCAUCUCCUUAUUUUUACACAUUUUUUGAAAGAAUAUGGAGGUUGUAGAGAACAGGAAUUAAAUAACAGUACUUUAUAAAUUGUUUUAAAUUUCAAUGGUUUGCCUUAUUGUGUGCUGUGUACUCCCCUGGCAUGGAAACUUGAUAAGUAAGCUUGUAAGUUAAGUGGCUGUUUCUGAGACAGCUGAUGAGCACUGUACCAGCGGCAUCCAUCUGUGCUGGAGUGAUGCAGAGUGGUGUGGGCUCCUAUUACUUUUCAAGUUGGAAAGAAUGUGUGUGUGUGUGUAUGCGCACUCUUCCACCACAAUUUGUGUUGACCUUGGUCUUUACUGUGGAGGGAUUGGAGAUGUAUACUGGCUCAGUUGUAUCCCCUUUGUGUGUUGAGAACCUAGCGAUGUUAUUAGUUCUACAGACCUUCGUAAAAGAACUGCAGAUGGCUCUGUAGCUAUCUUGUGCAUAUUGAAAGAAGUUAAUCGCAGCAUGGCUUUGACUGUUUUUACACAGAUUAUUUUAUAUUGAUUAAAAAUAGUUAAAACUCUG
Molecule: messenger RNA, 5827 nt
Organism: Oenanthe melanoleuca
Lineage: Eukaryota; Metazoa; Chordata; Aves; Passeriformes; Muscicapidae
Gene: MARCHF6
Product: membrane associated ring-CH-type finger 6
Exons: 26
Coding region: 125-2857 (910 amino acids)
Cellular component (GO): endoplasmic reticulum membrane
Molecular function (GO): zinc ion binding
Source: RefSeq, a predicted model, not a curated record